Sorghum bicolor (sorghum) is the source of this 739-nucleotide messenger RNA. RefSeq names its product 40S ribosomal protein S20. Gene Ontology annotation, biological process: translation. NCBI's taxonomy places the organism in Eukaryota, Viridiplantae, Streptophyta, Magnoliopsida, Poales, Poaceae. The transcript is spliced from 3 exons. Gene Ontology annotation, cellular component: cytosolic small ribosomal subunit; ribosome. The record is from RefSeq and is a predicted model, not a curated record. The coding region runs from base 111 to 500 and encodes 129 amino acids. Gene Ontology annotation, molecular function: structural constituent of ribosome; RNA binding.
GCGCCUAAAAAACCUAGCACUCUCCGCCGCCACUUCUACCUCCGGCUUCCACAAGGCGAAACCCUAGCACCCGAGUCCCUCCCUCCCCAGCUCCCCUACUCCCACAAACCAUGGCGGCGGCGGAUGUGGCGUACGCGCCGCCGAUGAAGUCGGGCAAGGCCGGGUUCGAGGCGGGCCUGAUGGAUCCGCAGCACAGGAUCCGCAUCACGCUCUCCUCCAGGAGCGUCAAGAACCUCGAGAAAGUCUGCGGCGAUCUGGUGAAGGGUGCCAAGGGCAAGGAUCUGAAGAUCAAGGGCCCCGUGCGGAUGCCUACCAAGGUGCUCCACAUCACCACCAGGAAGUCUCCCUGUGGCGAAGGUACCAACACCUGGGAUCGCUUUGAGAUGAGGAUUCACAAGAGGGUGAUUGAUCUCAUCAGUACACCAGACGUGGUCAAGCAGAUCACCUCGAUCACCAUUGAACCAGGUGUGGAGGUUGAGGUGACUAUCAGCGACGCAUAAUGUGGUAGUCUGCACCUUAUCAUAUAAUGAUGAACAGGAUGUUUUCAGUUUCUAGUGAGAGAACUUGGUGUAACAGAGGAAUUCCCUCCUGAUCGAUAAGCUUUUUGCAUCAGAGUUAAGUCUUAUCGAGGUUUUGUGGCACGAUAUGGAUGUAGCCUGUUUCAAUGGAUGUUAGUGCAUGAAUGGAAAAUGGUUAAUGGAUGAUCCCCCUAAUGCAUUGCUUUUCAUCACGUGAUAAA